AUGAACACCUCACAUCAUCAUGGACUGCAUCAUUCAUUUCGGAACCACAGCCAAGGAGCUCUGCCGGUGGGAAAGCCCUCUCAUGGUGACAGAGGAUCAGCUUCUGGAUGCUACGAGCAGCUGCUGAUCUCCACGGAGAUCUUCCUCACGCUCGGCCUGGUCAGCCUCCUGGAGAACAUCCUUGUGAUUGCAGCCAUCGUCAAAAACAAGAACCUACAUUCCCCUAUGUACUUCUUCAUCUGCAGCUUGGCUGUAGCAGACUUGUUAGUGAGUGUCUCCAAUGCUUCGGAAACAGUUGUGAUGGCGCUCAUCACUGGAGGCAACCUGACCAACCGUGAGAGCAUCAUUAAGAACAUGGACAACGUGUUUGACUCUAUGAUCUGCAGCUCUCUGUUGGCCUCCAUUUGGAGUUUGUUGGCCAUCGCGGUGGACCGCUACAUCACAAUCUUCUACGCUUUGCGCUACCACAACAUCAUGACCCAGCGGCGGGCGGGCACCAUCAUCACCUGCAUCUGGACCUUCUGCACAGUCUCCGGCGUACUCUUUAUCGUGUAUUCAGAAAGCACCACUGUUCUCAUCUGCCUCAUCAGCAUGUUCUUCACCAUGCUGGCGCUCAUGGCCUCACUCUACGUCCACAUGUUCCUUCUAGCCCGGCUGCACAUGAAACGGAUCGCCGCCUUACCUGGAAACGGCCCGAUAUGGCAGGCGGCGAAUAUGAAGGGCGCCAUUACCAUUACUAUACUACUGGGGGUGUUUGUGGUGUGCUGGGCGCCCUUUUUCUUGCACCUCAUCCUCAUGAUCUCCUGCCCGCGGAAUCCUUAUUGUGUCUGCUUCAUGUCACACUUCAACAUGUAUCUGAUCCUCAUUAUGUGCAACUCGGUCAUAGACCCGCUCAUAUAUGCCUUCAGAAGCCAAGAAAUGAGGAAGACCUUCAAGGAGAUCUGCUGCUGCUGGUAUGGACUUGCAUCUCUGUGUGUAUAA
Molecule: messenger RNA, 981 nt
Organism: Danio rerio (zebrafish)
Lineage: Eukaryota; Metazoa; Chordata; Actinopteri; Cypriniformes; Danionidae
Gene: mc4r
Product: melanocortin 4 receptor
Biological process (GO): G protein-coupled receptor signaling pathway
Cellular component (GO): ciliary membrane; plasma membrane; membrane
Molecular function (GO): G protein-coupled receptor activity; melanocortin receptor activity
Source: RefSeq, marked provisional